GUUGUCAGUUUUGGGGAGCUUGUGGCCAUUGUAGCCCAGCUGUCUUCCUUCAUUUAUUUCCUUGGAUUCUUUGGCAUUGAUUAUGUGCAAAACUUCAUUAGCAAGGGGAAUGAUGGCUCCUGGAUGAUUUUACCAUGGAGGCAGAUUUCAACACCCCUCCAACAACCUGUGAGAUGGCAGCCAAAGAAGAAAUUGUUGUUAAGAAACCUGAGGUCCAGCUCAAGGGAAUUGGUCUUGGUGAUAAUGAGGAUGGAGACAUUGCAGCUGCUGUAUGUAAUGGUACUGUAGCAUCCUAUUCUCUUGAAUCCUCCCUUGGGGACUGCAAGAGAGCUGCCUCUGUGAGGAGGACUGCUUUGGAGCUCAUGACUGGGAGAUCUCUUAAUGGAUUGCCCUUGGAGGGAUUUAAUUAUGAGUCGAUUCUUGGACAGUGCUGUGAGAUGCCUGUGGGUUAUGUACAAGUUCCUGUGGGUGUGGCAGGGCCUUUGCUACUUAAUGGAUCUGAGUACAUGGUGCCCAUGGCAACCACAGAAGGUUGUCUGGUGGCCAGCACUAACAGAGGUUGCAAGGCCAUCCUUAUGAGUGGUGGGGCUACAAGCAUUCUUAUCAGAGAAGGGAUGACUAGGGCCCCUGUUGUUAGGUUUCAGAGUGCCAAGAGAGCUGCAGAUCUUAAGUUCUAUAUUGAGGAUCCCACAAACUCUGAUAGCCUCUCAGACAUCUUCAACAGGACAAGCAGGUUUGCCCGGCUACAAGACAUAAAAUGUGCAGUUGCAGGCAAGAAUUUGUAUAUGAGAUUCUCAUGCUUCACUGGAGAUGCCAUGGGAAUGAAUAUGGUCUCCAAGGGUGUUCAGAAUGUCUUGGAUCACCUUCAAAUCAUGUUCCCUGACAUGGAUGUUAUCAGCGUUUCUGGCAAUUUCUGUGCAGAUAAGAAGCCCACAGCAGUUAACUGGAUCGAAGGGCGUGGGAAAUCGGUUGUGUGUGAGGCCAUCAUAACAGAGGCAGUUGUGAACAAGGUCUUGAAGACUACAGUUCCAGCAUUAUUGGAGCUGAACAUGCUCAAGAACUUGACAGGAUCUGCAAUGGCAGGUGCCAUGGGAGGGUUCAAUGCCCAUGCUGCUAACAUUGUGUCUGCAAUUUUCAUUGCAACAGGCCAAGAUCCAGCCCAAAAUGUGGAGAGCUCCCACUGUAUUACCAUGAUGGAGGGUGUGAAUGGGGGCAAGGACCUGCACAUAUCGGUGAGCAUGCCCUGCAUAGAGGUGGGGACUGUGGGAGGAGGGACUCAAUUAGCAUCACAGGCAGCGUGCUUGAACAUGCUUGGAGUGAAAGGAGCAAAUGGGACUUCACCUGGUUCAAAUGCUCAGAAGUUGGCCACAGUAGUGGCAGCUGCAGUAAUGGCAGGGGAGCUUUCUCUCAUGUCUGCUCUUGCGGCUGGCCAGCUCGUCAAGAGCCACAUGAAGUAUAACCGAUCUACGAAAGAUGUCAAAGCAGCCUAAUGAGAAUAAGUUUGAACUUAGCCUACUAAAAGUUCAGGCAUCUCAAAUCAUUCUCUGUUAAUAUUAAUAUUAGUUCCUAAGAAGUUUACCAGUUCAAAUAGAGCGUUCUUAGUAAGCAUUUACAUCCAAAUAAAUAAAUAAUCUUUCAAGGA
Messenger RNA from Cryptomeria japonica (Japanese cedar), 1642 nucleotides. Its product is annotated as 3-hydroxy-3-methylglutaryl-coenzyme A reductase 1-like. Gene Ontology annotation, molecular function: hydroxymethylglutaryl-CoA reductase (NADPH) activity; protein binding. Gene Ontology annotation, biological process: sterol biosynthetic process; coenzyme A metabolic process; isoprenoid biosynthetic process. Gene Ontology annotation, cellular component: endoplasmic reticulum membrane; peroxisomal membrane. The transcript is spliced from 3 exons. NCBI's taxonomy places the organism in Eukaryota, Viridiplantae, Streptophyta, Pinopsida, Cupressales, Cupressaceae. The coding region runs from base 135 to 1490 and encodes 451 amino acids. The record is from RefSeq and is a predicted model, not a curated record.